Xyrauchen texanus (razorback sucker) is the source of this 3434-nucleotide messenger RNA. Its product is annotated as switch-associated protein 70-like. Bases 10 to 1851 code for a protein of 613 amino acids. Lineage: Eukaryota; Metazoa; Chordata; Actinopteri; Cypriniformes; Catostomidae. Gene Ontology annotation, cellular component: cytoplasm; nucleus. The transcript has 13 exons. The record is from RefSeq and is a predicted model, not a curated record.
UGAGUGAGGAUGAGUUUUACAGGCGCUCCGAUAUCAUCCACUUCAUUUACCAUGAUAUCCCAGGAAGAAAUACUCAAGCCCAUAUGGCACGCCUUUACUGCACUGGAUAUAGACCGAAACGGCAAAGUUUCAAAAUCCCAGCUAAAGGUGCUGUCUUACAACUUGUGCACCAUACUGAGAAUCCCCCAUAAAUCUUCAGCCCUGGAAGAGCACUUUCAAGAAGAUAAUAUGGGACCAGUGUCGACUCAAGGGUACAUGCCCUACCUGAACACGUUCAUACUAAAUAAGAUCCAGCCCAACUUUGAUUUCGCCGAACUGAAUAAGAUGUGCUGGACUCUGUGUGCACCAAAGCGCAUCAGCAGCAAGCAGCUGCUCAUCUCUGGAGUUGAUGCCUUCAAGGUGUGGUGUAUCUUCAACUUCCUGUCUGAUGAUAAAUAUCCAUUACAUAUAGUCACAGAAGAGAUCGAGUACUUACUGCGCAAGCUGUUAGCAUCAAUGAGUUGCAGCUGGAAUGAGGGCAGGUUUGAAGACUACAAAAUGCAGCUGAGUGUAAAGAAGCAUAAUCUCAAUGCCUGGGAGCUGAUUGACCUUAUUGGCAUGGGUCAUUUCACCAAGGGCAUAAAUCCUCAGAUCGUCACCAUGGGAAUCAAUGAGGUCUAUCGGGAACUUACACUGGAUAUUAUAAAACAGGGCUAUAUGAUGAAAAAAGGGCACAAAAGGAAAAACUGGACCGAGCGAUGGUUUGAGCUACAUCUCUCCUACAUGGCAUAUUAUGUGAGUGAAGACCUCACUGAGCAGAAGGGAUGUAUUUCACUGGAUUGCAACUGCCGUGUUGAGUCCUUACCAGACAAAGAUGGGAGGAGAAACCUCUUCAUUAUAAAAUGCAUUGAAAAAUGUUUUGAGAUCAGUGCACCGGAUAAAAAGUUAAAACAGGAGUGGAUUCAAGCCAUCGAGGACUGCAUUUUCCGCACAAUGCAAGGCCUUUCCUCCUCACACCGUGAGGCCAGACAGAAACGAAGGGAACAGAGGAACCAAAUGAAAGCAGAACAGGAGACCAUAGAGAGCAGAAUGAGAGAGCUGCAACUGGCCAACCGAAGCAAGCAGGCCCAGCUGGAGGCCAUGAGUAAGGCCUCAUCGUCUGUUGCAUGUCCAGUAAAUCAGAAUCUACAGGAUGCAGCAGUCAGGGAUGUUUUAGAGAAACAGAGAAGAUUUCAAAAUCAAACAGAACUUCUGGACCAGUACAAAAAGGACCUGGAGCAAGAGAAAAUGGCUCGAAAGCAGGUGGAAGAGCAGGUGGCUGAAAAGUCCAGCCAAUUGGAGCUGUACUGGCAGCGUAUGAAGGAACUGGAAGAAAUGUACAGUCAACUGAAAGAAGCACUAGAGGAUGAGAGGCAGGCCAAACAGGACGAAAAAGCUCUGCACCAGUUGCAGGCCAGGCUUCUUGAAGAGGAGACAAGCAAGAAGCUUGAAUUGGAGCAGAUUUACUUGGUGCAGCAGGAGGUCAUAUAUCAGUCUCAAAAGGAGAAAAAGGAGCUGGAGAAGGAGCGGUUGGAGAAGGAGCGUGCCCUGCAGGAUGCAAAGAAGCAGCUAGAGAGCCUGGAAAAGCAGAGACAGGGGGCGCAAGAGGAGUACAAGGCAGUUACAAUGAAAUUGCAGCGGGCUACUAACAAGACAAAGGCGUGGAAACACAAAGUCACCGAUCAUGAGGGCUUAAUACGACUCAUUCAACCAGGCACCAAGUCUCCUUUAAAAAUUAGCAACUGGGGACAGGCAGCUUUCACUAAUGCAGAGUUGGAUCAGAUGGAGAAGAAGUGGAAAGAGGGCAAGGAUAAAUCACAUGAUGGAGAGUAACACCUGAUUCGUCCAUUGUUUUUAAAAUAUAAAUAUAUUUCUUAAUGACCAGGCAGUCCUCACAUUGACUGCCAUGUUACUGGUUAAAUCUUUUCACUGAAAUGUGUUUUUAGUCAACGUUUAAUUAAUCACUCAUAUAUCUUUUGUAUAUAAAUUAACCUAAAGUCUUUUUUACAAAUUAAUAAAUACAUUUAGAAAAUAGUUUAGAAACGUUAUUAUGAUUCAAAUUUGGUCAUUUCAAAGUGGAUUUUUUUUUUCUUCACGUUCCUGGAUUUGAUAUUCCAAAUUGAGAUUUAUUCUUAACAUGGAUAAUGUUUUUUUUUUUUGCAGUUUGUAGUGCUAGCAAAGCACAUAGUUAUUUAUGCAUACUUUUGUCCACUAGAUGUCCUUGUUGAUACACAUAAACUGCUCAGAGGGCUAAUUUAUACCCUAAUUUUCUAGGCAGGGGUUUUCAAACUGGGGUCCAGGGACCCCCAUGGAGACAAAACUAAAAUAAAAAGUGAUAUUAUUAAUGAAUUUGACAUUAUUAAUGUUUCAUUUUGCUUUAUAAAGACUGGUUGGAAAUCAUGAGAUUUACCAUGACUAUUUUAUGCUAUUGACAGCCACAGUUUUCAAGUUUUUAGGUUUGUGAAGAAAGAAAAUGUCUUGUGCCAUUUGCUUACUCACUGGGGGGUUGAAAGGCCAUAUUCUCAGUAAAGCUGCUUUGGAAAAAUAUUUAUUGUGAAAGCACUAUACAUAUACAUUUAAAUGUAAUUGACAAUGUUUCUUGUCAGAUUUACAUACAAACAUUAAUAGUGAUAAUAAAACUAUUGUAAAUACAAUAUAUAGAUAACAGGUACCGAUAACAUUUCAAUCAAAUAUUUUGUCUUUGGUACAAUGAGAAUACAGAAGCCAAUAAUUUGAUUGAGUUAUAAAUCAUUUGUAUAUAUUUUUUUCUCCCCAAAUUGGAAUGCACGAUUCCCACGACUUAGUAGGUCCUCGUGGUGGCGCAGGUACUCACCUCAAUCCGGGUGGCGGAGGACAAGUCUCAGUUGCAUACGCUGCUGAGACUGUCAAUCCGUGCAUUUUAUCACGUGGCUCGCUGUGCAUGACACUGUGGAGACGCACAGCAUGUGGAGGCUCAUGCUACUCUCAACGAUCCACGCACAACUUACCACGCACCCCAUUGAGAGUGAGAACCAUAAAUCGUGACCACAAGGAGGUUACCCCAUGUGACUACCCUCCCUAGCAACCGGGCCAAUUUGGUUGCUAAGGAGACCUGGCUGGAGUCACUCAGCACGCCCUGGAUUCGAACUUGUGACUCCAGGGGUGGUAGUCAGCAUCAAUACACGCUGAGCUACCAGUUCACACAAUUUUUCUCACAAAUAUGAAUAUAAAUAUAAUGAAUGAAUAUUAAAUAUAAAGCUGACUUUGUAUUUUAGGAAGGAGGUCCCUCGCAAGGAUAUCAUCAGAUUUGGGGAUCAUUGGCAUCAAAAAGUUAAGAUAGCUAUUUAAACUUAAGAUAGCUAUGCAAUUUUAUAAAUUAUUUGUAACUUAUGCCUGAUUAAAAUACCCUGCUAUAUUAAAAGAAUAAAUCUUCAACA